AUGAAGAGUCGCAGCGGCCGUACUGUUCAAGGCGGCGGCGCCAAGCAGAGAGCGGAGGAAAUAAUAGCCGGCAACGCCGAAGCAUUAAAAACUCUGCGAGAAUUUAUCAAUUUCAAUCUUCUACUCUCUCGCAAGGCCCAAAUACUCGGCCUCAAGCACUGGCCGAGUAAUUUGCUGCUCUACGGCCCUGCUGGCACGGGAAAGACAAGCUUGGUUCGAGCAGUUGUUCAGGAAAGUGGCGCCCAUUUAGUCACUGUUAGAUCAUAUGCUAAGGAUAUUGAGAAAACUUUGCGGGAGGCUUUUGCUCAGGCAUCAUCUCAUGCUAAAUCACCAUCAGUUAUCUUUAUCGAUGAAAUAGAUGUGCUGUGUAGUCGUCAGAACUCUAGAAGGGAGCAAGACGCUCGUGUGGUGUCUCUGCUAGGUGUGCUGAUGGAGUCCCAUAAAUCUGCACCUGCUUCUUCAUCGCAUUUUGUAGUGGUGGCAUCGACUCACAGAGUGGAUGCAAUUGAUCCUGCACUAAGAAGGCCUGGACGUUUUGAUGCUGAGAUUGAAGUGAGAAUACCCAAUGUAGAAGAACGCUUUCAAAUUCUCAAGCUCUAUACAAAGAAACUUCAACUGGAUUCUGAAGUUGACCUACAAACUGUAGCUGUAUCUUGCAAUGGUUAUGUUGGUGCAGAUUUGUUAGGUUUAUGUCGUAUGGCUACGUAUUCAGCAGAAAAUAGAUCAUCCGACGUAAAUCAAUUUGAUGGUCUUUGUACCAUAGCAAUGGAUGACUGGAAGCAUGCUAUGUCUGUGGUUAAGCCCAGCAUCACAAGAGGGAUUACGGAGAAAAUUCCCGAGGUUACUUGGGAUGACAUUGGAGGAUUGAAAGACUUGAAGAAAAAGCUCCGGCAAGCUAUUGAGUGGCCUAUAAAAUAUUCUUCAUCAUUUUCAAGGUUGGGUAUAUCACCAACUCGUGGAAUCCUCCUUCACGGGCCUCCAGGGUGCUCAAAGACAACCCUUGCUAAAGCUAUUGCGCAUGUUACACAAGCUUCUUUCUUUUCUUUAAGUCCUGCAGAGUUAUAUAACAAGUAUGUUGGUGAGGGUGAAGCUCUGCUGCGUGAUACGUUUCGUAGAGCCCGUCUUGCCGCCCCAAGCAUAAUAUUCUUUGAUGAUGCUGAUUCAAUUGGUGCCAAACGAGGAGGAAGUUCAAGUGGCAACUCAAGAGUUGGGGACAAAAUAUUAUCCACAUUGCUAACUGAAAUGGAUGGCUUAGAGGAGUCUAAAGGUGUACUUGUUUUGGCUGCUACCAAUCUUGUGGAUGCAAUCGACCCUGCUCUUAGGCGUCCUGGACGCUUUGAUGAGGUGCUUCAUGUCCCACUGCCAGAUUCAGAAGCUGAAGGCACCAAGGGAUUCUCAGGGGCAGAUCUGGCUAACCUGUGCAAAAGAGUGGGAAUGAUUGCUCUGAGCGAAGACAUGUCCGCCACCGCUGUAUAUAACAGGCAUUUCGAGACUGUUAUAAGGUCGGUAAAGGAACCACCUACCAUUAUUAUAAGGUCAGUCAAGGCUGCACGUACGAAACAGGCGAGCAAGGGGACCAAGAAAUUGUUGUUCCCGGCAAUUCCUGCAAUCGCUUUAAUCAUAUAUGCUGUUCGAAAAAUAUCCAAAGAAUCAUCAAAUUCAGAUCAACUUCCUCCAAGGAUAUCCAACUCUGAUAAUCGAAAAUCAAGAAAAUCAGCAUCUUCUUCAAGAAAAGGAGAAAUUAUUGAUGAUUCUUACAUCAAACAACAAGCUUUAGUUGCAUCUAUGUUGUAUCAACAUCACAUGCAAAAUGGUGAUCUUCUUAAUCUGGACCGUUCAAUCUCAGUUAAGUAUCCUCCACCAUCAUUGAACAAGCUAAAGAAGUUGCAGAAGAGAUCUUAUUCAGUUUCGGAUUCUGGUUCUAAGGCCUUGCAGCUCAUUCAUCAGGAUGUAGGAACUGAGGAGUCUGAAAAGAAGCAUUUUGUCCUAGUUCAUGGGGGUGGUUUUGGUGCAUGGUGUUGGUAUAAAAUCAUAGCCCUCUUGAAAGAAAGCAAAUGUGAAGUUGAAGCCAUAGACCUCACUGGUUCUGGACUCAAUUCAUGUGACAUGAAUAGCAUCACAACUCUAGCAGAAUAUGCCAAACCUCUUACCGAUUUUCUAGCAAAGCUUGGAGAUGACAAGAGGGUGAUUUUGGUUGGACAUGAUUUUGGUGGAGCUUGUGUUUCAUAUGCAAUGGAGUUGUAUUCAACAAAAGUUUCUAAAGCAAUUUUUGUUGCAGCAGCAAUUUUUGGACAUUGCAUUAGCAUCAGCAUCAUUGAGGCAAGUUCCUUUUGCACCAUUGACAGAGAAACUUUCUCUUUCGACUGCAAAUCAUGGUUCCAUCCAAGAUUUUAUAUAAAAACAGAAGAAGAUUUUGCCAUUCCUCUCCCCCUUCAAGAGGCCAUGAUCAAAUCAAAUCAGCCAAAGCAAGUUUUCCAGUUGAAGGGCUCAGACCAUUCACCUUUUUUCUCGAAGCCUGAAGCACUCCACAAACUCUUAAUACAAGUAUCGAAAAUCACAUGA
Messenger RNA from Fraxinus pennsylvanica, 2562 nucleotides. The record is from the annotation of a GenBank genome assembly. NCBI's taxonomy places the organism in Eukaryota, Viridiplantae, Streptophyta, Magnoliopsida, Lamiales, Oleaceae.